Messenger RNA from Dermatophagoides pteronyssinus (European house dust mite), 516 nucleotides. RefSeq names its product modulator of smoothened protein. The record is from RefSeq and is a predicted model, not a curated record. Gene Ontology annotation, biological process: negative regulation of smoothened signaling pathway. Gene Ontology annotation, cellular component: ciliary membrane; Golgi apparatus. Lineage: Eukaryota; Metazoa; Arthropoda; Arachnida; Sarcoptiformes; Pyroglyphidae.
UUUAUAAUUUCUGUAAACUUACUCUGAACUGUUUGAAUCUAGGUUUACGGGAAUAUUGCUUGCUUUAAAAUGGAUCUAUUUUGGAACCUUCUGAUGAGUUCCAAAAACAAAAUGGAUAUUCGAAAUUUUGAUAAUCAUACUAGUAUUUCGAUAAUUUUUUUCACCAUUGUUGAUUUUAUUGUUUUUUCUGUAUUGUUUUUACCGGAAUGGAUUGUAUCGAAUGUUGGAGGCGAUGUACAAAUCGGUCUAUGGAAGACUUGUAUUAUCAAUCGAAAACGGAUACACAAAUGUUUUUCAUUUUCACCACCAUUGCCUUGGAAAUUGGCUAUCAUUUUUAUCAUCAUCGGUUGUUUUUUCGAUACAUUAGCCAUAAUAUCAUUUAUUAAAUCAUUUAGGAAUCCAUUGUUUCGGCGUUAUGGACGAUGGUUUGGACUUUUCACUUUGUUCUUUUUUAGCACACAGAAAAAAUCAGUUGAAAAAACCCUAAAUUUUACACAUGAAAUGAGUGAACACUAA